CUCGCUCUCGCUCUCUGGCGGGCUCCCGCCAUGAGGAACCUGCCGCUGGCCGGCGACGAGGAGCGCUGGGGGCGCCUCUGCCUCAAGGAGCUCGGCGGCAUCCAGAAGCUCCACAGGAAGAGGAGCAAAGAGCCCGCCAAGCAGCGCCUCAGCGGCGGCGGCGGCAACCGGGGCUCCCGCGCGGCCUCGGCGGGCGCUCCGGACGGGGCCCCCGAAGGCGGCGACGAGGCGAGCGCUGAGGCGAGGAAAGGCGCCUUCCCCGCGGGGCUCCUGGCGCCCCACCCGCGCCCGUCGAGGAAAGACGUCGAGGCUCUGGGUCCGCUCCGUCUGGGGGGCGGCCAGGCUUUCGCCGACCCCAGCCUGCCGCCCCGGGUUAUGGCGUGUCGUCCGCUCGAGAGCCCCUUCCCGCCCGUUUCGCGCGUCCCCACUUACGGCGGUGGCGGUGGAGGCGAGCCGUCCCUGUCGCCCGUGCGGCGGGCGGGCGAGGCGGCGGCGGCGGGAGCGUCCCCGGAGAUCCGCGCCAUCCAGCAGACGAGGCGGCUGCUGGCCAACGCCCGGGAGAGGACCCGCGUGCACACCAUCAGCGCCGCCUUCGAGGCUCUGAGGAAACAGGUUCCCUGCUAUUCCUAUGGACAGAAGCUAUCCAAACUGGCCAUCCUGAGGAUAGCAUGUAACUAUAUACUCUCCUUGGCUAGACUAGCCAACCUGGAUUACAGUGCCGACCACAGUAACAUGAGCUUCUCGGAAUGUGUGGAGCAGUGCACUAGGACCUUGCAAGCGGAAGGGAGGUCUAAAAAAAGGAAGGAGUAACAACUGAACAGGGUGAAUCCAGUGACAGUCCCAUCUCAUGUUGUCAUAGUACACACUGUCCAACUGAAAACACCACCUUUCCUUAAGAUGAAGACUGCCAACAGGAACUCUCUGGAUGUGAGAAACCCAUCCAAGAAGUUGCAGAUGCUUUCUUCUUACGUCGUUCUCUUCUUAAGCCAACCACAGUCUAGUAUGUGCAAUGUAUUGAGCACUUUCCCCCUUUGCUUCCAUAGGAAUUAUUACCCCCAGCAAUAUAGUGUACUGCAAUUUCACUGUAAAUGCCAAAGAUCUGGUGGAGAUUAUACACUUGUCACCCAAUCUAAUGAAUAUGAUCCACUAGCAAAAGCAAUCUUCUGCAUGUAUCAGGAGCCAUCAGCAUGAAUCAGAUUUGCUGUGGGAGUUUUUGAUUACUUUCAAUGGAAUGCACAUUGAAAUGUUUCUUCCGUCUGCGUUUGGAAGUGAAUGGAGAUGUAAAUCCCAGUGGAAGCGAUGAAAUGCAGACAAAUGGGUGCAUUCGGAUGUACAUCUGAUGUAUGCUUGUGAUUCCUGGUGUGUGUGGACACUUGCUUUGGGCUGUGACAUCAGGGUCUUGUUUUUUACUUAUAUGACACCGUCCUGGAGUAGAAAAACUCCCAACAUUCCCUUAUAUAAUGUCAUUAUCACUCCCAGAUCAUACUUCAUAAAUCUUUCUUUGAUUACUUUUUUAAUCAUCCAUUUGCAUGGAUCUUUCUGAAGCAGUGAAAUUAGGAUUUGAAGGAGGAAGCAGCUAAGACAUACCAACAUUUGUUCCAAAAUUACUGAUUUUUCUUACUUUCAGCAGGAAAGUUCUGUUUCUUUGAUAGAUUUUUCACACAAACACAGGGAGUAAAAUAGUGACAAAAAAGAGAACUGCUAACUACAGGAAACAUAUUUUCAUAUUUUAAACAUGUAAUUUAACCCUAUGUAUUAACCUUUAUACCAAAAAAAAAGAAAACAAAGGAUAAAGAGCAAGAAUGUAAAGUAGCAGAACUAUUCCAAAACUGUUUGUCAAGUCAUAUUUUGGAAUUUAGCAAUGUUUAAAAACACAUGUAAUGCAAAGGCAUUUGAAUUCUAUAUUGUAUCUUUCACUUCAAAUUGAAGUAAAAAAAGGUAUAGAAAAAACUCAUUUGGAGUAAGCAGGCAUUAUAAAUAGUUCAUGUCAUACAUAAGGCGUCUGCUAAAAAUGAAGAAUAUAAUUCAGUCUCACAGUCAAAUAAUACAGUAUGGCCUUUUGAAGUCAAAUGAAAUGGUUGUACAAAGUAGUUAUAUUUGGGUUUCUGUUAUUUCAGUAUAAAUUGGGUAUUGAUUUACAAAACGCAA
This is a messenger RNA of Lacerta agilis (Sand lizard), 2148 nucleotides long. It is a transcript of the gene ATOH8, whose product is annotated as atonal bHLH transcription factor 8. Bases 31 to 810 code for a protein of 259 amino acids. The record is from RefSeq and is a predicted model, not a curated record. The transcript is spliced from 3 exons. NCBI's taxonomy places the organism in Eukaryota, Metazoa, Chordata, Lepidosauria, Squamata, Lacertidae. Gene Ontology annotation, molecular function: DNA-binding transcription factor activity; protein dimerization activity.